CGCAAGAGGCGGCGCAUCAUGGGCCGAGCCUGUUCGCAAUGAAAUGAGUCGAGGACUGCGCGCUGCGGAGUGCGUUUCAUUUCACUCUGCUCCGGCUGACCGCCUCGCACACUGAUAUGGCGACACGUGGAUUUCUGUGGGCACGAGGACCCACCGGCCACAGUGUGGAUUAACUGGUGGUCUCGCGCGGGACUUGGCGAUGCGUUCGUUAAAGGAAACAAAUUCCGCAGAUAUCCGGAAAACGCAUCCAUGCGCCACGGCCGCUCCGCAUCCCGAUGUGCUCGUGACGAUACAAAGCCUGGCUUCAAGGAGCUUUCAUGGCACGUCGGCGUGGGUGCGUUCACGCGGUUGUUUUGCUCUUCUUUGCGCGUGAGGCUUCGGAGCGCAGCUGUGCAAUGAGACUAUCGGGAAUUAUCAAGUAGACUUAAUUGAUACAUAAUCCGACAAUAUGGCUGAUCAGAGCAACAUCCAGUCCGCCGCAUCCAAGAGUAUCCGGCCCUUUAAAUCCAGCGAGGAAUACCUGUAUGCCAUGAAGGAGGAUCUGGCUGAAUGGCUUAACACCCUGUAUGAUCUGGAUAUCACUGCGGACACCUUUAUGGAAGGGCUGGCGACGGGCUGUGUCCUCUGUCGGCACGCCAACAACGUGAACCGCGCCGCGCACGAGUUUCAGCUGGAGUAUCCCGAAGCUGCACAGGCAAUGAAGCUGCCAUCUAAAGAUGUCGUCUUCCAGUUUCGCAAUGUUGUCCCCGGCUCGUUUGUGGCGCGGGACAACGUGUCCAACUUCAUCACCUGGUGCAGGCAGGAGCUCUGGAUCAAAGACGUCCUUAUGUUCGAGACCAACGACUUGGUGGAAAAAUGCAACGAGAAGAAUUUCGUUCUGUGUCUUCUUGAGGUGGCGCGACGUGGGUCCAAGUUCGGCAUGCUGGCCCCCAUGCUGAUCCAGCUGGAGGAGGAGAUCGAAGAGGAGAUCCGGGACCAGGAGAGCCUGCGGAUCGAUGAAGGGGAGCCAGCUAAGCAGAGCUCGCCCAGCAGGUGUUUCAGCCGGAAGGAGAGCAGUAAGAGUGUGGAGGAUGAAGAGGAGCCAGAUCCAGAGCCCUUCAUCUGGCAGCAGAAGAGAGUCUUAUGUGACAUGCGAAAUCUGGAUGAACUGGUUCGGGAGAUUUUGGGGCAGUGUUCCUGUCCAGCUCAGUUUCCUAUGAUCAAGGUGUCAGAGGGGAAGUACAAAGUGGGGGACUCCAGCGCACUGAUCUUUAUCAGAGUCCUUCGUACCCAUGUGAUGGUGCGUGUCGGAGGGGGCUGGGACACAUUAGAGCACUAUUUGGACAAGCAUGACCCGUGCCGUUGUGCUGCUUUCGGAAAUGAUGGCAUCGCACCCUAUAAACCUUCUGACAGGCGGUCCCUGGAGCCCCACUCUGCUCAGUGUGCCUCGUCAUCUUCCUCUGCACGACCAGGCCGACCUCAGAACUCUUUAGAGCUCGACUCUGGCGCAGCACGCAGUCUUCUCCCAAAGCCGCCAAGAGAUCGCUCAGAGCCCCGCCACUUUAAUCCUCUCAGGAAUAAGGAGACGAUUACACCACUAACAAGACGUCUGUCUGGUGACAGUGACUCCUCUACGGCCUCCUCUAAGGGAGGAGGAGGAGGAGGCGGGGGGCGCCAGUCUCUUGGGGGUGCUUCACGGCGCUCGGGUGAAGAAGUAGUACUGCUUGUCAAUCGUAAACAGGGGAAACAUAUGAUCGAGAGGCCUGUAGCCGGAAGUCAGAGCCCAUCCCUGCGUCCCUCACUCCCUCGUGCACGCAGCCAGUCACGGGAACGCUCUGCACUCACACCGAUACUCAAACCCAACCCACCUCAAGAUUCCCCUGAAGGAGUACGGAUGCCUCGAACAGAAAGGGGCCGCUCUCUUGGAAACGAGGGCCCAAGGAGGCUUCUUGGUCCACGGUCCCACAGCCAGAGUAAGUUGACCAGCCGUACUCGGUCCAGUGAUGCCAGCCCAGGACCCGCUCUCUCCUACAGAGAUCCUCAGCCUCCACCUUCAGAGAGACGAGAAGAUAUUCGGGCCAAACAACUACCCCCAUCCUCUCCGAGAAUGGCUGCUGGGUUUUCCAAAAGGCAAUCGUCCUCAUGCUCUAACUCACCCAUUAAAGGGGUCCAGAGUAACAAUAGCAGUAGUCCCAGCAAGAAGACCAUAACUACUCCUAGGCCUCCUGCCCCUCGCUCACCCUCCGUAGGAAAAGGCAGAUUGUUACCACCUGUGACAUCAGGGGGGCGACGUUCACCACACUCAUCUCCUCGCAACUCUCAUCAUCAUGCCGCCCGCUCCUCUCGGACCUCACAGGGCUCCCGCUCUGCUGGGAGAGGCCACUAUAAGAACGCAUCCGGUCUGGAAUGCCAGGAACCCGAGGAGGAAGGGCUGGGCUUUGGCUUCCCGUUACUGCCAGCACUAGACCCCCAGAGGGAGCAUGAUCUUUAUCGCAGCUUUGAGGCCGAGUAUCUUGCCAAUACACAGCAGGCUAGAGCAGUGUCUAAUAAAGCUCCUGGUGGAAUCACCUUGCAGCGAGCUGGGAUGCAUCCGGCAGCAGUACUCACUGAUCUUAAUGUCAAUGACUCUGCCUAUUCCUCUUCCAACUCAUCCACCUCCUCCUUGAAUGUGGGGGCCAAGAUGGGAACUCUUCCUGACCUCAGGGAAUCCAAGAGAACUAACCCUCGUCACUUCCCACUGGAGGACCCCUUAAAUUUACUUUCUGGACACAAUUUUGGGGGACCACACAACUUUAGUCAAGGAGAGCCUGAACACUGGGGGGAGUGUGGAGGGGGUCACAAGAAGCUCCCAGCUAUCUCCAGCUCCAUGGAAGAGAGAGAAAUCACUUCUUCCUUGCCUGGACUUCAAGACACAGAGUCAGAUAGUUUGAUGAAUGACAUUUCCUCGCAACCUGCUUUUCAAUGUGGGAAUAUGAAUGGAGAACAUCAUCUAUCAUCCCCUACUGAAGGGGGGAUGAUAGAUCAACAGGGUCCUCUUGGCUGGAGCACACAGCCUGAAGGAGAUGUUCCACUGGAAAAUCACCAGCCAGACUUACCUUAUGACAUGGAAAAUGGUGACGGGAGUGUUGACCUCCCAGCCUCUGAGGAUUGUCCAUCAUCUCUUCCCCUUCCCCUCUCUGAGGACUGCUCCUUCCAGGAUUCCUCAAGUGAAAACUCUUCCAUGUGCUUCAGCUUGAGCGAAUCCCGCUCCGAGUCACCUCCACCAAAUUUGCCCUUGACUAACGGGGACGCUGAUGGAGAAAUGCUGGAGGCUAAGAAAGGGCCAAAGAGAGCAAACAGGCUUGACCCAAUCCCUAAGCACAAACUGGGGACCCGAUUCAGGCCCCGCACUGACAACAGGCCCGAAAACGGCCCCUCGCGCAUACCCACCCCCGUCAGCUACAGAGACCUGCAGACGAACAACACUCUUUCCCCCUGCCACACCCCACCGCUGUCUCCUCAGAGCUCCCAUCCUACCAGUCGCCAAGCCACAUGCAAGGGCCUGCACCAGGCCUUCGCUGAUAUGAUCCAUCCUCAUCCUCGUUCCUCAGCCAUGAGCAACAAAGACUGCGCCUACCCUACACAGUCAGGCAGCGUGGACACUGAAGCUUGGAUGUAGCACAAAACGAAACUGUGGGUAGUACACGGGAGGGGGGUUGUUGUCAUGAACUUUAACUACUGUGUUUAAAAAAGAGAAAAACAAAAAAACCCAACAAGAUAAAAAUGAGCUACGGACAGACUGUUUUUACUGCAUGUCAAACGCUCCUUUUUUCUCCAUUUAGGUUCUCCCCUGAAUAACUGCAGGGCUUCACAUUGCUUUUUUGCACUCAAGCCAAAUUAUUUAUUACCAAAGGAAUGGUCUUUAAGUUACUGUAAUUUUUAAUUUUAAUGUGUGCAUGGGGAUGCUUUUGCCAAUCUUUCUUUUUUUUUUAUAAGUCACUAGUGAAAUUCUCACGGUUGAUACACAGAAAUAGAAACCGAGAGCAUAUGUGCUGCCAUGUGCCUCACUAAGGGGGCAUGGUAAAGUGCCAGGGGUUGAUGUAAACACUAGUCCUUGAGUCAUGCAGACUGGCUCCCUCUUGUGGUUUGCCAUAGCACUUCUGCUUGCCUUAUAGUGAAAAUACUGGCAUGAUGACUGUGAUGUUUUCAGUCUGUCCACAUUCAUAUAUGACUCACUAUACUCACAUUACAAUAAUCAGUAACAUAGACUAAGGUACACUCAUCUCUGGCUCUAUGAACAUUAUGCGCACUACCAGUUUCUGUACAGUUGUUUCAUGUUAUUAUUUAACAAUGUCAGCUUUUCAUGAUAAUAAGCUGUUCUAGACAAGAUAGAUGCUUUUUGUUUGAAUGCUUAAUGUCUUACCGGUUUUUAAGAUUAUGUUUGAUGCAGUAAAAUUUUAAAAAGUUUAAUUUAAAUGCAUUGAGUGUACAACAAAAAUAUGAGGAGCAUGGAGGAAGGUUAUAUUACUUUAUAUAGUUGUCACUGACAUUUGAAAUGUUGAGUUCCUCCUCUGACCAAACUGUACUCUGGAAUUAAAUGCUAAGGAGAAUGAAUGUGUAAAUACAUGCUGAGAGUGGGUAUUUUGUAAAGACAAGGCUUGGAAUAUACAGUCUAAUGUACAUAUUCACUGUAUUCAGUGCUGUGCAGCCUUAGCUAUGCAAUACUGGUGUUGAAAAUGCCUUGAAAAUUCCCUUUGCCUUAAACAAUUUUUCACAGGUUAAUUUUUUUGGAAUGUUUUUAGCUAAACAUCACUAAGAUCUGUUAGGUAACACUACAUUGCCAUCUUUAACUGUUUAUAAUAAUUGGACAGUUUGGGUGUGAAUGUGAAGGAGAGAAAAAAAGCAUUACCAGCCAGUUUCAUUUAUAAGUUAUACCUGAGGUGGAUGUGCAAAUAAUGAAAACCAUAUAUAUGAUGUAUUUCCUCUGAAUACCCUUGGUUGUUUAUUGCCUAUUUAACAGAGGGAUUUCAAUAAUAUGGCACAAUUUAUGGUGACAUCUAGUGGCAAAAAAAAAGAGAGAAAUGUUUUAUUCAGUGGUAGAAAAUGUUGUCUUGAUAUGAUACUGAAAUGUCCUGGUGCUGAUUAGAGCCAAUAAUGGUCUGGUAUGACAUGGUAAGGUUUGAUAGAUGAAGACUGACUGGCUUUAACUCGAGUGUCUGCAUGUGUGCAGGGGUGCAUGAAUAAUGGAUACUGUAACUGGAAACUGAGCCUACUUUGUGAAGCUCUCACACAAUUGUCAUCAAUAUGACAAGCCAGACUCCAGCUACAGAGCCUGCAUUACUAGCUUUUUUGGUAUUUUGCAUGUGUUGAAGGGUGUAAAGUUGGAAAGCGGUUGUACUGUUUAGCGGGCUGCAGAAACCAUAGAAUCUCAAGAGCUUCUGAUUUUGAGUGAAGGAAAAACUGAUAUUAAUAUUUGAUGAUUGUUUUCCACACAAUGUGGAGGCAAAGAAAAGAAAAUGUUGAUAAAAUUGUUUUUGCUGGACACUAAAAGAGCAUGGCCCGGGAAUGGAGCGUGUGUAUAUCUUUAUGUACAUACUGUAUGGGAAUAUGUACAGAUUUGAAGUAAAGAGGGAAGUAGUGCUGGUCUAAUUUAUUUAUUUAUGAAAUCAGCUUUCAUGGGCUCAUAUGACAUCUGUUUCUCAAGUUCGAGACAACAGACAGAAUCAGUGGAAAUGUUGUCAGUUAAAAAUGAGAGUGAUUUGAAGGCAAAGUGAACUUAUUUAUAUGGUGUCCCAUCUCUUAAAGAUACAGUAAUUUUAUCAUGUGCUGACUCCCCACUGCUACAAAUGAUUCAUGAUGUAUCAGUAUUGUUAGAGCGACAUUGAUUGCAAUAUGUAGCCGGUGGGCAGUUUAGCGUGUAUAAACACAUUACACAUGUACUCUUAAUUCUUUUUAUUUUACAUCUGUUUUGGCUUGUUCGAACACCUAUUUGGUGUUUUAAAUGUACAGGCUAACUGAGCCAUGAUUUCUAUAAUCUUAAAACGAUUGAUUGUCCUAAUCCGCUCUUUCUGCCUACAGAGGAUUUUAUGAAAUGCUCAUAAACAUUCGGAUUUUGCCCCAAUCAGCAAAAUCCGAAUGUUUGUGAUCAGAUGCCAUUUUCACUAAAACUUUGGUUAAAUGUACAGAUUGCUUGACAUUGUGGAAUUUGUGUGUAUGAAAUAGCAAUACUACAAUGUUUCACGUUUUUUUUCUGAAUUUGAAAAUGCUGUCAAGUUGUUCUUGUAAUAAAUCUUUUGCUCUGAA
Molecule: messenger RNA, 6261 nt
Organism: Neolamprologus brichardi
Lineage: Eukaryota; Metazoa; Chordata; Actinopteri; Cichliformes; Cichlidae
Source: RefSeq, a predicted model, not a curated record